This is a messenger RNA of Fonsecaea pedrosoi CBS 271.37, 2547 nucleotides long. RefSeq lists its product as uncharacterized. The record is from RefSeq and is a predicted model, not a curated record. The coding region runs from base 1 to 2547 and encodes 848 amino acids. Lineage: Eukaryota; Fungi; Ascomycota; Eurotiomycetes; Chaetothyriales; Herpotrichiellaceae. The transcript has 4 exons.
AUGACUAACCAACGCCUAAAUAGCCCAUCUCGUCGGCAGCGCAGAUACACACUUUCACGUUUGCUUGAACUAGCACCUCAAGCCAGGCCUGCUCAUUUUGAUCUGUCCAAAUUCACGUACGACGCAGCUCGGGCCGGGGUCGUCCCUCCAUUGGGUGCCUGCGUCAUGUCCAGUCGACGUGGUUCGAGUGACCGGCCUCGCGGCUGGUCGCAGGAGUCUAGCAGCUCCCAAGAAGAAGUCAUCCUCUAUCGAGGCAACCGCAUUGUCGAGGCACCUGAGCGACAGCCAACAGUUCCGCCCUCUGAACGCCGUGCCCAGCAAGAUGAAGGCUUCGCUCGAUUUCUCAAGAAACACUCUUCUCCUACCCACCAACGCGUCACUGCUGGUGGUCGAAUCGUACCAAUGGAACAGCGUACACGGCCCCCUGUCUUUACCUUGCCGCAAUCCAGCCAAAGCACAGAAGCAGACCGCAGAAACACACGCGACGAAGUCAACGGGGUCACGAAGCCGAGUGCGUCUGGCCAGAGCGAGGCAAAAGAAGCGGACACGGACAACAACAUCCCUUCACCCCAGCCACAGUCCAUCCCCUAUGUGCCUGGCACCGGUGGGGUUACGGAUGCAUGUGGAACAGCCACCACCGCCAACUUCAAUCUGCUGACGCCAAACAAUGUUUUUGCUUACGACGGUGCUCACCAGGCAAAUUAUCUGCAAGCGGUGACAUCAGCAUCGUACUUUACACCGGUUCCAGGAGAUGCGUACUUCUUGCAGAGCCCUCAAAUGUACUCGGCGGGUGGCGCAAUGCCCUUGGCUAGCUUCAACAACACAUUCGGUCUCACCUUCCCAGCGCCUUAUGUGCCCAAUCCACAGGUACUGAGCAUCCCACCAUCGUGUGGCAUCAUCACCACUCCUAUCGAUUCUCAAGCCCGAGAGGAUGCAUAUAGUCGACAUAUGCUUUCUGAAUGUACUGCACAAUUUGAGGAGUUUGAUCGGCAACUCAAAGCCAUCGACCGUCAUCGCGCCAUGACAGAUCCUGAUCCAUACGUCGCGGAUCAGCGCAUUACAAUUGUCCAGUUGCGAUCGGAAGCCAAGUCACAAAUGACUUAUUGGUCAGAGCAGCUAGGCGUCGAUCCCAAGAGCCUUGCAAAAAAUGUCACAUAUCAGCCGAACAGCACUCUCAAUGUGGAAGCCGCUACAUACAUUCCAUUGACUACCCAUCCCUCGCCUGAGAGAUAUCCUAACGGCACUGGGAGUGGACCAAUUCCCCAAAUGAUGCAAUUUGAGGCUGAGAGACCCAAGUUUGACGUGAGGAGCACGCGUCGUCCGAUUCCAAUUGUGCCACCUCCAGAGGAUUCGCCAAAUUCGAAGGAGGAUGCCAAUGGUAGAAUCGGGUCAAAGAUUGAGUCAAACGAGGUCGAGGUUGAGGUCGAUGAAUGGGGCCUCCGUAUCGGUCCACCGCCGCCAGAAAUCCAACGACAGCAGAGUCAAAUGUUGGAAAGAUUGGUCCGUGAAGCCAGCAUCUCUCCAUUGGGCUCCAGCGAGAAUGCGCUUGUUGUCACUCCUGGACCAAGCUCCCAAUCAAUCAGUCCUCAUGAGAAUUCUGUUAAAAUGCAAGAGGCCCAACAGAUGACUGACAUUUGCUCGGAUAGUGAGGAGUGGUUGCCGACUAAACCAGGUCGUGCUCCGCCGACUGUGGAAGCCUGCUAUGAGGUCCAGCUCGACGCCAUGCGACUCCCUCUCGGAGUAAUCAGCAAGGUACGAAUGCCCGAUGGCACUAUUACCGAGAUUCGGGGUCGUGGCUUGCAGCGUCCACCAUCAUUUGAGAUGGAUGAGUUUGAAAAGCGCUAUUGGACAAAGAAGCCCACCGUGACCAGAGAGAUGUGGGAUAAUUUUGUGGAGGUGCGAGCUUCGGGAGAAGCCUCCAGCCUCGUCGACAUACUUGAAUUCAAAGCUCUUGGUCUGGAAAGCCAUGAAAACAAGCUGAAAGAAAAUCCCAGAGAAGGGUUGCUGGGCCACAGCCCGGCAGCGUCAAAUGGAAACCGCAGCGAUUAUAAGACCAUGGCAAGGGAUACAGCCUAUACCCAGAACUUACUUCCUGGAUUUGUUCGCAGAGGCUACAGAUCGACAGUGGAGCCAUCAACUAGUUCUGACCCAAGUUUGUCCGUUCUGAAGCAGUCGUCGGCGUCAUCCCCAUCGAUUUGGUUGCGAGGGGAAGACAGAAGCGGAUGGAUCUCGAACGAGCACUUGAGGAACGGCCGAGUCACUGGAUCUGAGGCUCUGAACAACAAAGGCUUCUCGUCGAUUUCUAUCCAGAACGUUCAUGCCAUGGGGCGUCUCCCGCACUUGUUGGAUGGCACCAGUGACGGUCAGAGACUCUCGGCCAAGUCGAUGCUCUCCGCGGCCAGCAAAGCUGCCCCUCCCUACCUGAUGCCAACUGCAGUUCCACCUCCCGAGGCUUUCUAUGAGUCGUACCUUCGAGAGGCUCGUGCCAUCAAUGUGGGGCACGAAGAUACUUUUCUGGCCCGGGUUCCCAGAAAAGAGGCGAUGUAA